Messenger RNA from Cyclopterus lumpus (lumpfish), 4851 nucleotides. Its product is annotated as homer protein homolog 3-like. The transcript is spliced from 11 exons. Bases 467 to 1567 code for a protein of 366 amino acids. Gene Ontology annotation, molecular function: G protein-coupled glutamate receptor binding. The record is from RefSeq and is a predicted model, not a curated record. Lineage: Eukaryota; Metazoa; Chordata; Actinopteri; Perciformes; Cyclopteridae. Gene Ontology annotation, cellular component: plasma membrane; postsynaptic density; dendrite. Gene Ontology annotation, biological process: G protein-coupled glutamate receptor signaling pathway; regulation of store-operated calcium entry.
GUGAUCUGGCACGGAGGCGGGAAGGGAGCACAGCACAAGUCCUAGACGAGGUUUGAGUCUUAAGCUCUCUGCUGCCCGACUUUGGUCGACAUUCCUCCGUCAGUCCGGCCCGCAGGACUGAGCCAAACGAGUCACUGUGCGUAAUUACGCAUCGGGACGACACAUCCGCGGCGUUUUUCGGCGUGGAAAUCCGCGGACAAAGGGAGGAAGGAAGGCAGGCAGGCUGGAGUACAACUGACUUGAGAAGAGAGGAGUACUGUUGGAGGGGAAACUGGGGAGUCUGGAGUCGGAAGUGAUUUGUCUUUUUUUUUCGGAAAUGUAAGUUGCGUCCAAGAUUUCGGGGAAGAAGCGAAUCCGUUUAGAAACCGAGGAGAAAAGGACAAAAAGUGGAGUGCUGGUGAGUGGAAUUAGUCCUCAAACAGCAUCCAGAUCCUCGGAGCAUGGGAGGAGUUGUCUGAGCUGUAAAAUGUUCCCGGUCCAUCGAGAAAGGGAGCAGCCCAUCUUCAGCGCCAGAGCUCAUGUCUUCCAAAUCGACCCGGCCACAAAACGGAACUGGCUGCCAGCCAGUAAACAUGCGGUCACAGUUUCCUUUUUCUACGAUGCCAGCCGCAGCGUCUACCGCAUCAUCAGUGUUGGUGGGACGAAGGCCAUCAUCAACAGCACCAUCACUCCCAACAUGACCUUCACCAAAACCUCCCAGAAGUUUGGCCAGUGGGCAGACAGCCGGGCCAACACCGUCUACGGCCUGGGCUUCUCCACAGAGCAGCAGCUGCAGCAGUUUGCAGAGCAGUUUAAGGAGGUGAAGGAGGCGGCCCGUCUGGCCAGAGAGAAAUCUCAGGAGAGGUUUGAACUGGCCAACCCUGCGCUUAACAUUGCAGCUCCAGAGCUCUCCCAGGACUUGUCCGAGGAGCGCCAUUCUCCCCCGCUGCUCACAGUCAACGGGCCCGGCGAGGAAAAGCUGUUCCGCAGCAAGAGUGCUGAAGUGGAGCUGACGGCAGAGAAGGAGAGGGUCAAAAAGAUGUUGUCUGAAGGGUCCAUGUGUGAGAUAAACCUGGAGGCUGAGCUUUUCACCCUGCAGGACAGUAACUCCAAGUUGGUGGAAGCACUGCAAGAAGCCAACGGCAGCGUGGAGCAGUGGAAGAAGCAGUUGGCUGAAUACCAGGAGGAGACCGAUCGCCUCAGAGAGCAGGUGGCAGAGCUAGAGGCCCAGCUGGGGCCUCCUGCUGCUGGUCAGGCGGUUGGAGAGGAGCUGAGUCGAUCAAUGGAGGAGCUGGAAGCCCUGCUGAGUGCCAAAGAUCAGGAAAUUUGCAAUCUACAGAGCAAAAAAACAGAUGUGGGUGAGCUGGAGAAAGAGAGAGAGGAGGCCAUGCAGAGACUUCAGGAUCUGGAGAGACAAAACAGCGACUUGGAGGAACGGGUCCAGAGUGCUGAAAAGACGCUGGCGUCUAACCGGGAGGAGCAGAACCAGGCGGAGGUCGAGGUCCGACGCGUCAUCGACGUCCUUGACGUCAAAAUCUGCGACCUGAACGACUUGAGACAGAGCUUGGCAAAACUCAUCGACAAAUAGCCACAGCAGCAGUUGGGCUGCAUCUCCACAGUCGGCUCUGGUUCCACCCGUGUGGCCUUGAUUUGUGUUUUACUGGUUUAUCGGCAGAGCAACAAUCAAAGCAAUGUGUAAGAAAAUAUACCGGUGUUUACCUUCAUGGAUCUGUGUUUUUAAGAUCAGUGCAGGUAAACGACAGCUAUCACAAACCUCUUUUCGGUGUUAUGUGCAAAAUAAAAAGUCACAUUAACACUGCGAUCUUGGUAUGCUUAUCAUAAACAGUUGACCGUGUGAUCUAACUGGCCACGACUUGUUUUCCCAUAGCCGAGUUCCCAGCAGCUGCAUGUCCUUCAGCCCCUGAAGAGGAUGAUAUGAUAUUUACAACAGGUUUUUACUUCGUUCACCAUCACCAAUUAACACUCUGAAAGCUUUUGAUGAAUCUGCUCUGGAAGAACAACGUCCUCUUCCUCUUUUUGAGACCAUAGCAAUCCAGUGUUUUUACCAGGUGGUUUACGAUGUAAAAUGCUGAGUAGUGUCUGCUAGAAGCUGACGGUCUUUUCAGUGAUGGACUCAAUUAUUUAUGAUCGUAUUACUGAUGUUUCAAAAGGAUUGAAUGAUUUAUUGGUAGCAAAUCAUACUCAAAUUACCAUUUUAAAGAUUUAAACUAGCUAUUUCGUCAUUUUCAACAAGUAUCAAAGAAAUUUCUAUUUUGUGUAAAGUAUCUUUUUUUUGUUUUCAUACAAAGUGGGCACUCCCCUUGUAUUAUGUUUUUGUUCCUGAAUUAAGAGGCAAGAGUAGCUGUAAAACAAGGAAGUAAUCAAAAGAAAAUGGCCUGGCGGUGUUUAAUAUAAGCUCAAGUUCUGUUUUCCUGCAGAGCACAGCAGGACACACCUCAGGACUCGAGAUGGUUGUAAAAUAACGUUUUAUGGACACUUACUUUUUUACUCCUAUAUUAAACAUAAAUAUUUGACCAUAAUUCUGGACAUAUGGUUCAUAGAAAAAACAAAGUGACAGUUUUGUUCACUGCAAGUUUGGCAGAAGACUUUUGACACAUUACACAGCCGGAGGCCCACACAUAAUAAUAGUCCUGUGUGAAUACACCUUUUAGAUAUGUAUUUUCUCAUUCUGCGAGAAAGACAACUGGGAACAAUCGAGACUCGCUAUACGUGCAAAAUGUCUGCUUUUACACAAUAACACCCUUCCUUUAACACUGUGGAGAUGCACCCAGUAGGAGUCUGGUCGGACACACUGAGGCAAAGACCCUGAAUAAAGGCAGCUCCAGUUCACCAUCAGCAGCCGGGGCCCGUCUAGCCAGAACAUCAGCAACCUGCUCCCAUUCUUCCUCUUCAGCGUACCACGGUUUUUUUUCUAUGAGGACUGCUCUUUUCUCACCACUUUAUUCUAUUAUUCAUGUACAUUGAUGCGUUACUCUGUCAGGAUGGGAAAUCAGAGAUGGCUACCAGCAGAAUUUCUGCUAUAUUCAAGCCGCGUGUGGUAGGUUUGGCCACUUUGACAAGAAGAUCAGUGUUUGAAGAUCCCGAUGCGUCACUGGUCUGUGGACAGUCGCUGCUUUCUCACCCGGCAGAGUUGAACCUGAGAUUGCACUCGAUUAUGUUUGUGCCAAGUUUUGAGUUUGUUUACAUGUGUCAGUGUUCACAAAAUGAUCCAGUCCUGCUUCAUGUAAUGUUUCUGUGUUGCUCAACACUAUCAUUUACCAGAAUAGUAAAUAAUAACCCUAGAGAGGCACAACUCAUGAGCUCUGCGGAAGCCCUGCUGAGGAAGGUGGAGCUGUGUGCAUGCACAAUAUUAUGCAGGGAGACUGCAAGAGUUCAAAAGCACAACUGCAGUAGUUUAGUAAAUAGGUACUUAAUUCACUUGGCUGUGAGCUUUAUAUGUAACCUUCUGAUGCACAGUAUCUUGGUCUUUGCUUCUCGCCCCCUGAUGAGUUGAUUUCUUCAGUAAUAUAGGUUAAAAUAAGGUGCAAUCUUUAGCCGAUGAUGCAGUAUACUGCAAAAUCUAAAAGGCUCAAAAUGUAAUUUAAAUCUGUUGUGAAACUACCAGAUAAUGUACACCAAAACCGUUUACCUGCAGUUAUUACUUUGAAUGGUAUUGUACCAUUUUCAACUGAUGGUGUAUUUCUAACUACAAUUUAUAUUAUAGCUUAAGAACAUUUUAAAAAUAUCAAAUGGUCAAAAACCUCUACAGUCCAACAAGUCUAAUACAGUAAUGGCUUAGUGCAUGAUGUUGCUAUUGAUCACAUUAAGAGUUUAUAUUGUACCUCCAGUAAAUUAAGAUUGAUGUUUCAUCAUUUUGACAAGUUACUACACUAACAGUUCUGACCAGCUGCUACAAGCAAGCGUCACUGAAUUAGCAAUAGAUGAGUAGUUUGGAGGUAAUGAGAGCUCUGCAAACAAAGCCUGUUCCCAUCCAUUUCAACAGAGGGGUUUUCUUACCUUUUUUUUUUGUUCGGCUUUACACACUACCAGCCUUUUAUCAAGCAUGAAGGAAAUGGAGGCCAUCGGCUCCUCAGCAUGAGCUCCUCACAGUUGAUGUCAAACACUUUGUCACAACAGCCUUAUUCCAGUGUAUCAUUAAUGCCCCAAACCACUUAAUACAGAGUGGUGCCCGUAUACACAAGAGACCAACUGUUCAACCCAAGAAAUUAAGUAUUAAACCUCUCUGGAUCAAUUAAGUCUCGAGUUAUUGUACUUAAGGGUGUAAUACCAGAUCCAAGUGUUUAAAGUACACAAUACAAUCAGUUGUGUAGACAUUUCAAUGUUAGUUUUUAUCAAUAUUGUGCAUUUACAGAUUUGAGGAGAUCUCCACCGUAUCUUUGAGACUAUUUAGGAACCUGUUGGCGAUGUACGUAUUCUGUGAAUUGCUGUGAAUUAAAACCGAAUAGUUACAUCAGCAACAGGUCCCUAACUAGUCUCAGAUACAGAGGAUUCCUCCUUAAAUACACUGGAAUAAGGCUUUUUGAAAAAGUUAUGGGAGAAUGCAGUACCAAAGAUGCAUCAGUCAGGCAAAAGCCACAACUGGAAUAAACAACCUUUGCAUGAUGCAGAAGUUCAUCUCGAUUAAGAUUUUUUUUUAAUUUGUUUCGUCUAACAACCUUUCAAUCAAGACUCAAUACCUCAUUUAGUAGUGGAUAGUUUCAUUGAAGUAUUGGGUCAUUGGACUGUAAAACUGGUGUUGUCAUUUUACAAGAACUGAAUUUGAGGACGUUUGUAUGGUAUUUGACAGUGAGAAGUUCCUUAUAUUUGUAUAGAACUGUUCAACAUUAAAACUGAGGGAGGGCAAGAAUCUCA